Sungouiella intermedia is the source of this 3573-nucleotide messenger RNA. The record is from the annotation of a GenBank genome assembly. NCBI's taxonomy places the organism in Eukaryota, Fungi, Ascomycota, Pichiomycetes, Serinales, Metschnikowiaceae.
AUGCCCAAGAGGUUGCCGUUGGCCGAUAUCUGGCACAAGUUUACCCAGUCUUUAUCCUCCACCGUGGUUAAGAACAUGUCCAUCGUCCUUUACGUGGCGGGUUUGAUUCAUGUGCCGCUCUUCUGGAAAUUUGUCAGUCGAGUGUUUACAUAUGCCCUUGACGGCAAGCUUCCUUUACCAGACUCCAAGAUUUCACAUGUUCUUCUAUAUGGAGCCUACAUCACCAAGGCUGCCAAUGGUGAAUACCUAGCGGGCUCACAUACGUCGUUCGGGGACAAGUUCGAAGUGUUCUUCGUCAACACGUUUUUUUCCGGAGUCGUGGACAUGUUGUUGUUCAUUGUGAUUCUUUUCGUGAUCUUCAUCGAGCAUGAGUGGGCGGUGAGAGAAGAGGGAUAUACAAAGCUGCUUUUAAGGUAUAUUGGCAAGGAGCCACGGACAAAGCUCGCCGAUCUUCUUGCACUGAUGCUUCAACAGGGAGGCGAGAACGAGGCCGCACGCGAGUUAAUGAUUAAUAGAGCACUUGAGGAUCUACAGAAUUUGCCAGAUCUUCACAGGCAUGAGGCUGUUCUACGUCGAGCAUUGAACAAUGGAGACCACAAUGACUUGCUCCUCAAUUUUCCUCAGCUUGCACCACGGGACGAUCCAGUACCAGACACUCAGAAUCAAGAAGCCGAUCCGGCGGCCCAAGUCGAGAAUCCACAUGGAAAUAUAGACGGGACGGGACAAGGAGAAACGGACGCAAACGGCUUCAAUCCCCAUGAGGACAGAGUUGAAGCUGGAGAAAGAGAAGAUGGAGAAAGAGAAGAUGAUGAUGGAAACAGAGAGAGACCAAGAGAAAUCAACGGGUUCCGCCGUUUAAACACGAAUGUUUACGAACUCCUUGGCGAGAAUAACGAUGGCCCAAAUUAUAGAGUUCCACAUGAAGGCGAGCCAGAGCACGCUCCUAGUGAAUUUGAACAUGCACAUCACGGCAUUGCUCAUAGACACAAUGCUGACGAUGACAGUGACAGCAUUGAGCGUGAUCCUCUCGAACAUCAUUUAAUUGAGGAACAACCGGAACAACCAGAACGACCAAGACCAAAUCUUAACGAUGCCAUCGAAGACGAAACUCCAGAAGAACUCGAAAGAAGAAGAAAUUUGGCCGAAGAUGAAAUGGCCGCUGCAGAGGCCGCUAACAACGGAGACAUCUUGGAACUUUUAGGUAUCCGUUUUAACUUGAUUACCCCAAUCCAGUUGAUGAUCUUGGCGGAUUUCGUUGUGCUAGUAUUUUUGUUCGCUGUCUACUUGAUACCUCACUUUAUGGGUAACAUGACGGCCAUGGUCAUUCUGGCGCUCUGGAUUGGUACGUAUGCUUUAUUCUUGAGACCUAUUGUGAGAUUUUUGCCUGUGAGUACAACUCGGCAGGUUCUUUUACAGAUUGUCCAUUUGGCUGAGCAAAAGCUUCCAUUUGCCACCACCGCAAUCUACAUCUUGCAAGAAAAGAUCAUCAGUCCUGUUUUCAAACUCCUAUCGGAUCUAGGUACCUUGGAUAGAGUGCAACCACCUACUCUCGUUGAACGUGUCAUUUUCUUGUCAAUUGGCUACUCGUUGGUUUGUGCAGCAGUUUACCUGCUCAUGUCGACUUUAGUAGCUGGACAAAAACCUAUAAUGGGCACGGCUAGAAGAAUAUUUAAGGUUCUUUUCGAAAUCGUGGCUACAGCGAAAGUCUUUACCAUUUUUGCCAUUGAGAUCGUUAUUUUCCCAGUAUUCUGUGGUUGGCUUCUUGACUUUUGUGUUACUCCACUAUUGGUGGACAACUUAUAUGUUCAAACUGAAAAGGGUGAGUCUCUCGUGCUCUUUUUCACAGCGAAUCAGGACUUUUCAAACUUGCAAUAUUUUCAAUCGGUGAAGUGGCUCUGGAACCCUUACAUUCGGCCACUUCUAUUCUGGGUGGCUGGUACAAGUUACAUGUUUUUCAUUGCCAUGUUUGUUGGAAUGGUGAGAAAUCACAUUUUGCGCCCCGGCGUCCUCUAUUUCAUCAAGAGUCCCGAGGACCCCAAUGCUCGGCUAAUUCACGAUGCCAUCGUGAAGCCAUUUCUUUUGCAGACACUGAGAAUCUUUUUGAGCGCAAAGGUCUAUACUGCCUUUAUUAUUGGAGGUAUAGGAUCUGUCACCUGGGGUCUCAGAUUUUUGGUGAACCCUCCAGUAUCUACAGGCAAGGCUGGUGCCCUCUUGCCAAUCAAAUUCACAGGAAUGAUGAGCAUUUUGCAAGCUUUGAUCACUGUGUUGUUGCUUAUCAAAGCAAAGCCGUUAAUUGCAAAGUUUUGCAAAUUAUUCUGGACCCGUGCUUUCGCGGCCAUGUGUCACAAGUUGAGAUUAUCCCACUUCAUAUUGGGCAAUCCCUUAGCACAAGAAAGAGGGUCUAUCGUUUACAGAAAUUUCUUGUACAGUGUCUUAGGGCUUGAAGCGCCUGACUAUACGCGUCCAGUGACCUACUCAGAGGCGUUGGAGAUCUUCAAAACCGACGACUCUGUUACCGCUUUAUUUGUUCCUGAUGGAUUCUAUGUUCGUGCUCCAUCCACUGAUGAUAAUUCUCGAAAGUUCCUCAGGGGAUUGUUUGUUCCUGUUACCAAAUCUGACCAAUUGUUACAGCCUGCUCCCGAAGUUGCCGCCGAUGAAGAAACUGACUGGUGGGACGCAGAUAUCGUGUAUGAAGAUUCAUACACAGUGGUGUACCAGCCACCAAAGUUGAAGCUCAGGAGCAUUGCAUUAGUCUCCAUGAUUUGCGUUUUUGGUGCUCUCCUUAUUGUCACCUCUGCCAUUUUGGCUAUUUUGUUGGGACGUCCUAUCAAUCGUGCUUUCAUGAUUAUUUUGGAUUUCGUUUAUAAAAGGUUGGGAAGUGAAGCGGCAUUACCAUCGACAAAUACUGACUGGUCAUUCAUUGAUAUUAACUCUUUGACUAUGGGUAUACAGUUGGAGUUGGUUAUUUUACUCUUCAUAGACAACAAGAUCGAAGGGGAAAACGCCAUCAACUUAGGUGGUGAUCAACAAAGACGGUUAUUUGUGCCACCAGUGAACUUCCGUGCGGGCUUUUUCAGAUUCCCUAUCGUCUUCAUCUCUAGCCUUGCUCCAGCACUCCUCGGAGUUCACCUACACUUGAAUUAUUUGACCGCCAUCGAGAAAUACUACUUUGGCACCGCAACCAUCCAAAUCUCCGGUGAUUCAUACAACUUUAAUUACACCUGGCACGGUGUGUUACUCCAUCUUAUCUUGGCCCCAUGGACACUUUUGCCCUGGCUUGAGUGUUUGUCAGUUGGUCAGUCGUUUGAGAAGCCGAAGUCAAUAAUAUUUCGGACUGUGGGCAGCGCUGUGUUCGUUGGACUCCAUCGUCUAUUUGUCUUCGCACAGCAAAGUGCCGGUCAGCCAGUCAGCGAAGUUGAUGAUAUUCGACUCCGCAUCUUCACGUUAGUGAUGAUAAUAUUCACCCGAGGAGCAAUUAGUGCACGCCAGUUUGUGGCCAACAUCACGGAGCAGAUUAAGAAUGAGAAGUAUGUGAAGGGCUCAGCUAUCGAGAAUAUUGACGGAGAUGACUAG